Molecule: messenger RNA, 3071 nt
Organism: Patiria miniata (bat star)
Lineage: Eukaryota; Metazoa; Echinodermata; Asteroidea; Valvatida; Asterinidae
Product: negative elongation factor D-like
Exons: 15
Coding region: 97-1863 (588 amino acids)
Biological process (GO): negative regulation of transcription elongation by RNA polymerase II
Cellular component (GO): nucleus; NELF complex
Molecular function (GO): RNA binding
Source: RefSeq, a predicted model, not a curated record
GUGGAAAAAGCUCUGCACAAAAUGCACGAAUACAGCGCUAGCAACCAAGCAAGCUUGAGUUAAUACUGGUAGGCCUACCCACACGCAGGUCAAAAUAUGGAUACAGAGGAUUUCGACUGGGAAUUUGAACACCCGGAGGUGGAUCCUGACGAAGAUGAGGAACAGGAGGAGAUUGCCGAUCCUUACAAGGAUGAUGAGAGCAAAGAUGAUGAGGCCAUACAGAGGGAAUGCCUCAAAGCAUUCGCCAGCAUUGAUUACAUCAUGGAGUCUGGUGUCUUCAAAGAUCUUAAGAGGUACUUUCAGGCUGGGGGCACACCAGAACAAGUCGUCCUGCUGCUGUCAGAAAACUACACAGCCGUUGCACAGACUGUCAAUCUGUUCGCAGAGUGGCUCAUCUUCACGGGUGUGAAUCCCACUGAGGUGCAGCAGAUGGUCGAGGACCAUCUCAAGGCUCUCAUCAUCAAGCACUUUGACCCCAAGAAGGCUGACUCCAUCUUCAGUGAAGAAGGAGGGACCCCAGCUUGGCUUGAGAUUAUGAUCCAGCAUCGGACGUGGCGGUCCCUCUUCUACAAACUAGCCGAGGCUCACCCAGAUUGCCUCAUGUUGAACUUUACCAUCAAGUUGAUCUCGGAUGCCGGGUACCAGGGAGAGAUCGGUAAUGUGUCCACAGCUUGCCAUGAGAUUGAAGUCUUCACCAAAGUGCUUCAAACCACAAUCAAUAAAUUACUGGAAGGCGGUGAAGAUGCAGUCAUCAAACAUCUGCCGGAGUUUAGUAAGAUGGUGUGCCACGGUGAGCAUACUUACCUGUAUGCCCAGAUGCUGAUGCAUCUCCUAGCCAAGGAUAAAGACGGAGGAUCUAUCAUCCGAAGGUUGUACCAGGAGGUACAGAAUGCAGGCAAGAACAAGGGUGAGGGAGUGACCCAGAUAAGCCUUGCGUUGAGCAGUGCCGCUGCCUACCCCAAGGCCUGCCAAGCAUUGCUGUCUAUGAUCUGUAGGGAAGCACUCAACACAGCCGACAUAACUGUGCUGUUCAAGCUGUACAUGGGCCCUGACCCACCGCCGGUUGAACUGAUCCGAAUCCCUCAGCUCAUGGAGCUCUUCAAGCAGACGUUGUUCAAACCGGGAGCCAACGUCAAUCCUGAACACAGAAACAAGUACACCUACCUACUGGCCUAUGCAGCUAGUGUGCACGAGACGUUCAAAAAGGAGAAACGAAUUACGUUGAACAAGGAUGAACUGAAGCCUACGUGUCAAGCCAUAGAUAAGGUGUACAACAUCUGCAGCUGUGAUCAGAAAGUGGGUUCCGAGCUGACCGCUGAGCUGACUGCCUUCUAUCAGUGUAUAAGGUACCCUGUUGUAGCCCUGGGUGUGCUGUACUGGGUCGACAAAACGGUUCUAGACCCCGCCUACUUUCAGCGGAUCACUGACCACACCCCUCUGCAUCUCAUUGUACUGGAUGAGGUUGUUAACUGCCACCCACUUAUUCACGGCAAAGUCCUGGAACUUCUUAUCAGAUUAUUUGAAGAUCCGUACCCACAACUGGAUGUCCUUGUGCAGAUGGAGCUGAAGAAGACCAUUUUAGAUCGCAUGGUGCAUCUUCUCAGCAAAGGCUUUGUUGUGCUUGUUGUUCAGUACAUCGCCAAGUGUGUAGACGAUUCAGACACCGACAUGUCUCUCAUCAGACAUUUCGUGACAGAGGUGCUGGACAUGAUUGCCCCGCCCUACACCUCUGAGUUUGUCCAGCUCUUCCUGCCAAUCAUUGAGAACCAGGACAUCACGGGGACAUUACGUAAUGAGGACGGCAAAGAUCCAGUCUCCAAUUUCAUUGUUCACUGCAAGACCAAUUUCAUAAUGAUGACCUGAAUUCGCCACUAGAGGGCAGCAGACCUGUGAGAUAGACGAGAGACACUGGGCCACAUUGAACAGAACCUUCUACAGAAGAGCAACCAAAUCUGCAUGACAAGGCAGCCAACACAAACUUGGUUUGCCUUGAAAAAAAAGUUUUGCUAUCUUCAGAAGGCUUUGUCGCUUGGCACAAAAUGACAAUAGUGAUUGUGCCCAUUGCACAAUGGGGCUGCUUCUGUGCACAUUGUGCUCAAAUAAUGACUGAAAAUAAUGUUGAAUGGCCUAAUAUAUGUACUACAGCAUUCAAGUGGUGCAGAGAAUACCAUAGACUUGUUGACCCAACUCAUCUCUUUCCAAUUUGAGAUCCGCUGUGUUUUAAACACAUCUGAUGUCAGGAGAAUUACCAACAACAGUUAGUACAUAGCUGCUUCUUUGAAAGCAUCUACAAGAGUGACAUACUGAAAAUUCAUCAUGGUUUUUCUGGAAUAUUAAAACCUUUUUCUAGAAUGUCCAUUGGUUUUCAUUCAAACUCCUGGACAUUUUCUGGUAGCCUUGUCUAACGUACAUGAUGCUGAUGGCAGUUACUAUUUUGGAUGAUCCUCUUGUAUCUCUAUGCCAGUUCUGACAUGAAGUUUUUUUUCUGACAUGAACAGUUUUUUUUACAAAGGCUACAGAAGAAAUUUUUCAGUGAUCAAAGUAAUACGCCAUUUGAAUCAUUUAAACAAGAAGUGGUCUCACAAAACCACCGUAAUAUGGUACAAAUCACAAUUUGAACAAAGAAAUUCACUGGAGCGAAUUUGAAGUGGAGUGGGCUCCGUGCAUAAAUACCCCCUCAACGGUAAAAAUAGGAGAGUUGGGGGGGAGACCACUGGGACAGACAUUCAAAUGCAUUGCCGAUGCACACCUGAUGCACAUGUGAAGACGCUAUAUGGCAUUGUGCACAUUCGGAAUGAAAUUAGUUGGGCCUGUUUCACGCUAUUUGCGUGCAAACCAGUAUGCGCAUGCGGUAUGUCCCGCCAACUGGGCUCUCAAAAAGCGCCCUCUCUUGUUUGCACACGGAGCCCAUACCGUACCAAUGCUCUACCAACCGAGCUAUCCAGCCCUAUGUUGGUGGUUUCCCUAAAAGCUGUACUGUUAAAAAUGUUCUACAUGUGAGAAUGCAUCAGAUGAGGAGAUGUACUGUGCAAUCCUGAAAUAAAUUGGGCACUGUUACCAACCCCCCACCC